Drosophila ficusphila is the source of this 1533-nucleotide messenger RNA. Its product is annotated as juvenile hormone epoxide hydrolase 2-like. The transcript is spliced from 4 exons. The coding region runs from base 85 to 1473 and encodes 462 amino acids. The record is from RefSeq and is a predicted model, not a curated record. NCBI's taxonomy places the organism in Eukaryota, Metazoa, Arthropoda, Insecta, Diptera, Drosophilidae. Gene Ontology annotation, biological process: epoxide metabolic process. Gene Ontology annotation, molecular function: epoxide hydrolase activity.
AAUCAUUUGCGUUUGGUGAUCCCACGCUACUAGUUGGGAGGUGUCUUCAUAUAAAUAUUAUUAAUUAAACAUAAUUUAGGCCCCAUGGCGAAACUUUGGGUACGGUUUUUAUUAGGAGGUCUGGCUUUACUUGUGGCCAUUGGCUAUAAAAAGUAUGGAGAGCUUGCUGCACCCGGAAAGAGGCCCGAUCUCGACAAUAACGCCUACUGGGGUCCAAAGUUGAAAGGACCCUACCGGGAGAAUAAGGCUAUCUUGCCCUUGGACAUCAGCGUCAAGCCAGAGGUAAUUGAAGACCUCAGAAGCCAGCUAAGUCGCCCUUCGAAAGCACAGCCUCCAUUGGAAGGGGUGGCUUUUGAAUACGGAUUCAAUGCUAAUGAACUGGCCAAGAUGAUUAAAUACUGGAGAGAUACCUAUCUGGUCAAGUGGAACGAACGCGAGCAGUAUCUUAAGAAGCUAGAUCACUUCCAAACGGAGAUUCAGGGUUUGAAAAUACAUUUUAUUCACGCCAAGCCCAGCCAGGUGAAAGGCCAGAAGCCCAAGAAGGUGCUCCCCCUGCUCCUUAUGCACGGAUGGCCGGGAACUGUUCGCGAGUUCUACGACUUCAUCCCACUCCUGACCACUCCAAGUGAUAAGAGCGACUACGUCUUCGAGGUUAUUGCUCCCAGUCUUCCGGGCUAUGGAUGGUCUCAGGGCUCUUCAAAAACUGGAUUUGGUGUUGCCCAAGCUGCUGUGGUGAUGCGCAAUUUGAUGCUCCGUCUGGGAUUCGAGAAAUUCGUGGUGCAAGGAGGUGAUUGGGGUUCUAUAAUCGGAUCCAAUGUGGCAUCACUUUUUCCCGAGAACGUACUGGGUUACUAUUCAAAUAUUUGCGGAAACCAUAGUCCCCUUGGCCAAAUUAAGAUGAGUCUGGAAUGGAUUUUCCCCAGCUGGUUUGUAGACAGCAAGUACACAGAUUUUUACAAGGGAUUGGGUCACCAUGUGAACACCAUUUUGGAGGAAAUGGGAUAUGCUCACAUACAGGCCUCCAAACCCGAUACAAUUGGCAACGCCCUGAUCGACAAUCCAGCUGGACUGGCAGCUUAUAUUAUCGAGAAAUUCUCCACAUGGACAAACCCUUCAUAUAAAUCACUCCCCGAUGGCGGAUUAACCAAGAGAUUCACCUACGAUCAGCUUUUGGAUAAUGUGAUGAUCUACUACCUAACCAAUUCCAUUACCACUUCUAUGCGAAUGUACUCGGAGUCCAUGGUUGCAUCGCAGUUUGCUUUGAAUGUGGAUGGCGUCCCCAUUACGGCCAAAGCAGGCUGCAGUCGAUUCGUCCAUGAGGUUCUGCACACCUCCGAUUCGGUUUUGGCCAACAAGUUCCCCAACCUGAUACACAGCACCUACCAUUCGGAUGGCGGACACUUUCCUGCUUUUGAACUGCCUCAGCAGCUUUACGAUGACUUUAUUAUUUACAUCCAAAAGGCUGAGUUCUAAAUAAGGAAUUUAUUAUCUACAAGUGCUAAGAAUAAACUGUUCAUUUUUAUUUUAAAAAAA